AUGAAGGCUUCAAACCAUUUAAGCGUUUUUGUUUUAUUUUUAUUUCUGAUUGCAAUAAUUCCCUGCUUAGCUGUUUAUUCGGAAAUACCCAUUGACAAAUUAGACUACGAAACAAUUAAGGUGAAUGAAAAAAUACGAUCGAAAUCAAGAAAGGAUAUACUGAUGCUGAUGUCACUUGUAUGUGGAAGCAUUCUUAUGGCAUAUGCAACCCUGUGGGGAAUCAGAAUUCAUCAUACAUUGAAACAUGACCCAAGAGGCAAAAUCCCAGAUCACGAAGAAAUGACCGAGAUGGAGGAUCCCACAAUGUCUUCUUAA
Molecule: messenger RNA, 315 nt
Organism: Plasmodium coatneyi
Lineage: Eukaryota; Apicomplexa; Aconoidasida; Haemosporida; Plasmodiidae
Exons: 1
Coding region: 1-315 (104 amino acids)
Source: RefSeq, a predicted model, not a curated record